GCCACUCCUCUUCAUAGAUAUGCAAAUUUAGCGUAUAUAUUUACUUAUAUGAGGAUAUAUCUCAGAAGAUAGCUCUGAUUUCGAACAGAAACAACCCCAACGCAAUGCUGGGAAUCACACUUAUCGUGGUACUUGUCUUGGCAGCUGUGUCGGCAAGCCCGUACUCAAAUGAACACUGCUCGGAUGGACGCGGCGCCUUUGUGCAUCUGUUUGAGUGGAAAUGGAAAGACAUCGCCGCGGAAUGUGAGCGUUUCUUAGGGCCCAAGGGCUACUGUGGUGUCCAGAUUUCCCCUCCAAGUGAAAAUCGUGUUGUCACGAACCCGAACCGUCCAUGGUGGGAACGUUACCAGCCGGUUAGCUACAAACUCGUCACCCGGAGUGGAAAUGAAAACGACUUCAGAGACAUGGUGUCCAGGUGUAACAAAGCCGGAGUCAAAAUUUACGCUGAUGCCGUCAUCAAUCACAUGACAGGCGUGGGCGGAUCUGGUAUCGGAACGGCCGGCACGCACUACGAUGGCAAUGUCUUGAGCUACCCCGGCGUGCCUUUCUCGGGAUAUGAUUUCCACGGAAACGACGUAUGCCAUACGGGAAGCAUGAACAUAGAGAACUAUAACGACGCCAAUCAAGUUCGAAACUGUCGCCUUGUUAGUCUCGCAGAUUUGAACGGCGGCAAAAACUACGUUAGAGAGAAGGUGGCUGGUUAUUUGAACCAUCUAAUCGACCUUGGCGUUGCAGGAUUCAGAAUUGACGCCGCCAAGCACAUGUGGCCAGGAGACAUCGGUGCCAUUCUCAGCCGCACAAAAAAUGUUCAUGCCGGUGGUAAGGCUUUUGUCUUCCAAGAAGUCAUCGACAUGGGUGGGGAGGCGGUGGGUCAGGCGGAAUAUCUUGGCACAGGGCGUGUUACGAGUUUCCCAUAUGGCAAGUACCUGGCUGAUGCUUUCAGAGGGAGGUUUCCUUUGAAGAACCUGAAAACCUUCGGCUCCUCUUGGAGUAAUAUGGUCAGCCCAUUCGACGCUGUGGUGUUCAUCGACAACCACGAUAAUCAGCGUGGCCACGGAGGCGGCGGGUCUGUUUUGACUCACUCUGAGAGUCGUCUGUACAAACUGGCUAACGCCUUCAUGUUGGCGCACUCUUAUGGCUAUCCAAAGGUUAUGAGUUCCUUUAACUUCCGAGGAUCGGACGAAGGACCCCCACAUAACGGCGACAUGAGCAUCAAAGACGUCAGCGUCAACUCAGACGACACAUGCGGAAACGGCUGGAUCUGUGAACACCGAUGGCGGCAGAUCUACAACAUGGUGGCCUUCAGAAGAUCGGCUUAUGGCACAAGUGUAAACAACUGGUGGGACAAUGGCGGAAAACAGAUCGCCUUCUCUCGCGGGAACAAAGCGUUCAUCGUGAUGAAUCUGGAAGGAUUUGACCUCAAUACAAGUCUGAGCACAGGACUUCCAGGGGGCAACUACUGUGACGUGAUUUCCGGAAACAAAGAAGGCAACCGGUGCACGGGAAAGACGAUUACUGUAGGCAGUGAUCAUCGGGCACAUUUUUCUGUUUCGCAUCGCUCUGAAGAUCCAAUGGUGGCCAUACAUGUUGGUGCCAAGUUGUAAGAUGGACACAUAGCUUUGGGUGUCUGGUGAAGAGACGAGGCAAUGGUGAUAGCAGGUGAUUAGUGUUGUUCAAGUCAAAAUGAUUUGUCAAAUUUCUUAACCGUAUUUUAUGUGAAUAAAAUUCACUUGAUC
Messenger RNA from Liolophura sinensis, 1736 nucleotides. Its product is annotated as alpha-amylase-like. Gene Ontology annotation, molecular function: cation binding; alpha-amylase activity. Lineage: Eukaryota; Metazoa; Mollusca; Polyplacophora; Chitonida; Chitonidae. The transcript is spliced from 5 exons. Gene Ontology annotation, biological process: carbohydrate metabolic process. The record is from RefSeq and is a predicted model, not a curated record. The coding region runs from base 105 to 1604 and encodes 499 amino acids.